Messenger RNA from Raphanus sativus (radish), 1793 nucleotides. Its product is annotated as UDP-glycosyltransferase 88A1. NCBI's taxonomy places the organism in Eukaryota, Viridiplantae, Streptophyta, Magnoliopsida, Brassicales, Brassicaceae. The transcript is spliced from 2 exons. The record is from RefSeq and is a predicted model, not a curated record. Gene Ontology annotation, molecular function: UDP-glycosyltransferase activity. The coding region runs from base 98 to 1492 and encodes 464 amino acids.
GAGCCGUGUGAGACUCUUAAACCACAUCACUCAACUUCAUCUUCCAACUUCACAUUCUUCUUUUCAUUCUUUACAACAAAGCUCACAAACACACCCCAUGGAGAAGCAAGAAGCAAUAGUUCUGUAUCCGUCACCACCAAUAGGCCACUUAGUAUCCAUGGUCGAGUUAGGCAAACUCAUCCUCUCCCAAAACCCAUCUCUCUCCAUCCACAUCAUCUUAGUCCCACCUCCUUACCAGCCCGAAUCAACCUCCACCUACAUCUCCUCCGUCUCCUCCUCCUUCCCUUCAAUCACCUUCCACCGCCUCCCAACCGUCACUCCAUACUCCUCAGCAGCCUCACAAAGCCACGAGGCACUCAUCUUAGAGAUCAUCUGCUUCAGCAACCCAAACGUCCACCGUACUCUCUUCUCCAUCUCCCAAACGUUCAACCUCCGCGCCAUGGUCAUCGACUUCUUCUGCACCGCCGUCCUAGAUGUCGUCACGGGUGACUUCACGUUCCCGGUCUACUACUUCAUCACCUCUGGAGCCGCCUGUCUCGCCUUCUUCUUGCACUUCCCCACUCUCGACGAAACAACCGCCGGAAAAAACCUCAAAGACGUCCACACGCUACUCAACAUCCCCGGCGUUCCUCCCAUCAAAGGCUCAGACAUGCCUACACGGUUACUGGACCGCAACGAUGAGGUUUACGAUGCAUUUAUAUCGUUCUCUAAGCAGCUAUCGAACUCUUCAGGGAUCAUUAUCAACACCUUUGAGGCGUUAGAAAACAGAGCCAUCAAGGCCAUACCAGAGGAGCUCUGUUUUCGAAAUAUAUAUCCUAUCGGACCGCUCAUUGUUAAGACAAGAACCGGAGACAAUAAAAAUGCAGACUCUUGUCUGAACUGGCUAGAUUCUCAGCCGGAACAGAGUGUUGUGUUCCUCUGUUUCGGUAGCUUGGGUUUGUUCUCGCAAGAACAGCUCAAGGAGAUCGCUAUUGGUUUAGAGAGAAGCGAGCAGAGGUUCUUGUGGGUGGUCCGUAAUCCACCGGAGCUACAAAACCAAACCGAACCGGACUUGACGUCUCUCUUACCGGAAGGGUUUCUAAACCGAACCGGAAACAGGGGAAUGGUGGUUAAAUCGUGGGCUCCGCAAGUUCCGGUUCUGAACCAUAGAGCAAUCGGCGGGUUCGUUACUCACUGCGGCUGGAACUCCAUUCUUGAAGGUGUUUGCGCGGGUGUACCGAUGGUGGCUUGGCCGUUGUAUGCUGAGCAGAGGUUUAACAGAGUGGUGAUUGUUGAUGAGAUCAAGAUUGCUAUUUCGAUGAAUGAAUCGGAGACAGGGUUCGUGAGUUGGAUGGAGGUGGAGAAACGAGUCCGGGAGGUAGUGGAGGAAGGUCCGGUUAGGGAGAGAACCAAGGCUAUGAAGAAUGCGGCUGAGUCAGCCUUGGUCCAAACCGGUUCGUCUAGUCACGCGUUGACUGCUUUACUCCAGUCGUGGAGUCCAAAACAAUCUUAGACUCUGCGUCAGGUUAAGUUUUGUGAUAUAAGAAAGCACUUGGUGCGAAUAAGGUGAAGUGUGUGUGACUGCAGAAGGCUAUGACCGAUUGAGAUGUGAUGAGACUGAGGGUGAAAUAAAACGGCUAGCUAUGCUUUUGUAACAAGCAAGUGUUACUUGGUCUGAGUUUGAAUAAGUUCUCCUUCAUUAUAGGAGGUUAAACAAGUCUUUAUUUCAGUUUGGUGUAUGAGUUGAUUUCUAUUUCAGUUGUAAUGUUUAAAGACCUAUUUAUGAGAUCAUUUACUUUGAGUUCAACAAGAAA